UCUCCCGCCGGCAGCUUGGCUCCUCGCUGGGCUCCGGGAGAUGGGCAGCUGGCGGCCUCGGCUGCGGAGCUCCGCGCGUGGCCAGCGCUGCCCUGCUCCUGCCCGCUGACUGAGCCGCUGACCGGCUGGCUUCCCCGCCGGCGGCGAUGAAAUUCCCGGGCUCGGUGCUGGUGUCGCUCUUCCUCUUCGUGGCCGAGACGGCGCUGGCGCUGUACCUGAGCAGCACCUACCGCUCGGCGGGCGACCGCAUCUGGCAGUCGCUGACGCUGCUCUUCGCGCUGCUGCCCUGCGUGCUGGUCCAGUUCAGCCUCGUCUUCAUCCACCGAGACCUCAGCAAGGACAGGCCGCUCGUGCUGCUCCUGCACAUCCUGCAGCUGGGACCCCUCGUCAGGUGCGUGGAGGUUUUCUAUAUUUACUUUCACGCAGGCAGAAUAGAGGAGCCUUAUGUCAGCAUCACCAAGAAGAGGCAGAUGCCAAAAUAUGGACAUUCGGAAGAAGUUGAGAAGGAAGUGGGCCAAGCUGAGGGCAAGCUGUUUACACAUAGAUCUGCCUUUAGUCGGGCAUCGGUGAUCCAAGCUUUCCUAGGCUCUGCACCGCAGCUGACGCUUCAGCUGUACAUAUGUGUCCUCCAGCAGGAGAUGACGGCAGCCAGAAGCAUCUUCAUGGUCCUUUCUCUCCUGUCAAUCGUCUAUGGAGCACUGCGAUGCAACAUCCUGGCCAUUAAGAUUAAGUAUGACGAUUACGACAUCAGCGUGAAGCCUGCUGCCUACCUCUGCAUCUUCCUCUGGAGAAGCUUUGAGAUUGCCACUCGGGUGAUAGUCCUGGUCCUCUUCAGCUCUGUCCUUCAAAUCUGGAUCCUCCCAGUGGUGCUAGUGAAUUUCUUUGCUUUUUUCUUUCACCCGUGGAUUCUCUUCUGGCAAAGUAAGUGCACUUUGCCGGAAAAUAUAGAGAAGGCUUUGAGCAAAGUGGGCACUGCCAUUGUCUUGUGCCUUCUCACUUUCCUGUAUGCCGGUAUUAAUAUGUUUUGCUGGUCAGCUGUGCAGCUGAAGUUGAAUGAUUCUGACUUAAUUGACAAAUCCCAAAACUGGUACAGGCUGGCUUUAUAUUACAUUGUGAGGUUCCUUGAGAAUGCUUUUCUCUUGCUGAUGUGGUAUAUGUACAAGACUGAUGUCUACACGUAUGUAUGUGCCCCUUUGCUGGUCUUACAGUUGCUGAUUGGCUAUUGCAUAGCUGUUCUUUUUAUGCUCGUGUUCUACCAGUUUUGCCACCCGUGCAAAAAACUUUUCUCCUCCAAUAUUUCAGAAGGAUUGGCACUGUGUUUCAAGUUGUUUUGCUAUGUAUGCAAACCUCUUGCAUCCAGCAACUCUGGGGAAAAGGCAGACUUGAAGACCCCAGACGACACUGUUGACGAUGCCCAGGACAGCUGCAAGGCAAAUGAAUCCUAUAAUGGAAAUGCCCACCAAAGUGUUUCGUCCAAUGCCUAGAACUGCUGUCAAGGAGCCACCGCUCUCAAGACUUGCUUAUUUUAGCCCCUGGGUCUGGAAACCUUUCUGGGAAACUUCCCAAUGGUGGGCGGGUCCAGAGGAAAAAGUGGGUGGAGCAGCAAAUGUAAAUUUUACCUUUGUACAGUAGGCUAGUUUCUUCACAUACUCCUCUCUCCUUCCUAAAUCCAGGCAAGAAAGAGGCACAAUCAGAGUUCAAGGGCACAUUCCUGCCAAGCAAAAACAUUCAAGGUGGGUGUGACUUGGGAUGGUGUGUGGCUUGGGGAGAGUCCCAAAUUUCAGGCAGAGAGACCUGGAGGGCCACAUAUUUGGGCCUCAGGUUCCCACCCCUGGUUUGGGUGGUUUAGAAAGAAGGAUGCACUCUGAUUAUCCCUCUGACCGCCAUGGCAGGAGGCACAUUUAAGUCCUAGCAUUGCAAUGCUGGUAUGGUAGUUCAGUGAGUGUGAAGAUACUUGGGAUUUUAACUGUUGGAAACAGACAGCACCCCUUUAUGGAUGGGAUGCUCCACUGCAUCUUGACUUUAGAUCAGGGAUUUGUAACCAUUGUCCGGGUGGACCUCUGCAAGCCAUGAAACAAAAGGCAAGGCAAUGACAAAGUGGCUGACUCAAGGAACUUCUUAUUUCAUGCAAGGACCGAAAUCGAUCAGUGAAAAGGAGCAUUCAAAACCUCACAGGUUAACAAUGUGCUUUAAAGCUUUAUACAAACUGGGCUCCUUCACCUGCCACCGAGUGCCGAAUUUAUCUAGGUUACAUAUGACAUGAUCUCAUCCUGACUGCGUGCAUUGGAACUGGGAGCUUCUGAAUCCAUAAUGGAAAGUGAUAAAAUAACUUGCUGCUGAUUCAGGUCUUGGCCCCGUCCCGUCAAUUUUCCCUUGAAAGUGCCACAAGUGUUGAUUCUCUCCAAACAGCUUAAACACUUGGUUUUUAGGUUUGCUUCUAUUGUUGGAUUCUGAUUGUCUUGGUCAAUUACAUUUCUGCUUUGUAUGAUGCUAAGAAAGCUUUGGUGAAUGUAGCAGUAGUUAAGGAAGCAUUUAGUCUGAAAAUUUUAGCAAUGUCUUGAAGUUGAUAUCCACUCUUUUACAUGAAUAUUUCCAAAUGUUUCCAUUAAGUCAAACCUAUUGCUAUUACUGAAAAUGGGGGUGGGGGACUAUUCACUAGAAUUAUUACAUUAAAGUGAUUAGGUCUCCAAAACAGUGGCCAGGUUGGCAGAGUGGAUUUGGACGUUGAGCAUGGGAGGACCUGAUCCAAAAGCCAGUGAGCUGCAAAAGUCAUUAGGCGGGUUUUGAACAAAUAAUUAUAUUUGACAGUUUACUGGGUUUACAUCUUGCCUUUCUUCUAAAUUUCUCAAAGUGGUGAUUUGUAGGCUGGUCCUAUGUAUGUUUACUUGGAAGUAAGUCUUAUUUUGUUCAAUGAGGCUUACUCCCAGGAAAGUGUACUCCCAAGAGAGAACUGAAGUCUUAACCUCCCAAUAAUUUUGACUGGUCAAGAGUAUCUUUUCCAAGGCCAGGAUCAGUCCGACUCCCAAGAUCAAUACUCUACUUACCCCACAAGGUUACUGUGAGGAUAAAUGAAGUAAGAAUUGUAAAGCAACUUAAUACACCGAACCACUUCUAUAGAAAUGUUUAAAUAAUAUUUAAAAUUACCUUCGCCACCACACUGCUGACAAUAGUUGGCACCAUGGUAGCUGAAAUCCAUGGUGCAAUUAGCUGGUACAAGGUGGAGUCAUCCUUUCUUGCUUCUGGUUUUUAUUGAAACACAAAUAAAAAAGUGCUGGCUUUUGCCCAGUUCUACAAUCGAGCAGUAUAUAAAUUUUAUAAAAUGAAUUAAGUGUGUUUGAACAGUGCAGCCAUGUAACAGCAGGAUCAGGGGGCAAGUUUUAGCGUGAAUUAGCAUGACAAAUGUGUAUCUUUAUCUUUUUAUACAAAAUAUAAUACGGUCACCUUAUCUGUGCACAUGUAGCAAACUCCUCCUCCUUGAUAUUCUUAUUUUUAAAAAAGAAAAAGAAAUAACACCUGGUGGUUAUUGUUUUAUAUCUGGAAAGCUGAUUUGUUCCCAGAAUAAAAUAAUUAGUCUCUGAAGAGAAAAUGCUGUAUGGGUGUUUGUAAUUUACCUUCUUUGAGUUUUGAGUUGGGAGGGGAGGGCAGCGCAUCACUUGGAACGCAGAAUGUUAUGGUCAGUAGGAGAAGUUAGUUGAGCAUGGAUUGGCAGUUAUUUAUAAUUUUUACUUCCUUAUUUUAUUUAUUUAUACAAGUAUUCCUAUACUGGCCUUAUAGCCUGCCCAUUGUCAAAUGAUCCUAGAGUGGGUUACAAAAAUGUCACAAUUAAAACAAGCGCAAAGCCAGAAAACCAGUAAACCAACCAAUAUCAAAACAGCAGCACAGAACAGCAAUGCAAGGGGAGGGAAUAUAUCCACUAAACCAAAAGGUCUGAGUAAAUGGAUGUGCCUUGACCAGUAGUUGAAAGACAUACAAUGAUGGCACAAGAUACACCUUGGAGAGAGUGGCAUUCUUCUACUUGGGGGACCAUCACAUGGAAGGCUGUCUCAUACUCCACUGCCCAGAAGGUGGUGGCGCUACCAGCUAUCCCCCUCCUGUUCUCCCUAGGCAGGGUGAUGGAGGAGGAGGUGCUCCUUCAGAUAUUUGGGCCCCCCCAAGUUGUUUAGGACUUUAUAUGGCAGUAUUCAGACCUUGGUAGCAAACUGGCAAUGAAUUUUGUCAGUUGGAGAAGGAGAAAGGAACAAGGAUUGGCUGGGAAGCAAUGGGUUUAGAAGAUUUCUAGUGCUUAUCACAUUCAUCUUAGAUCUCAUUUUACUAUGGAUUUGUUUUAGCACUAAUCUGAAGCACACUUUAAGCACCAUGUGACUGUGGCACAGUUAAUUCAAUUUUAUUAUAUUUUUGGCCAAGAAAUUAAUGUAUCAAACAUAACACCUGAGACCGCAUCUCUGAGAAUAUUUAACCAUGUUAGGGGGCUUAAAUAAUCUUCAUGCCUCAGUGCUGUAUUUAAGUGAAUAUCUGAUAGUUGUUAAAAUCGAAGGGAAAGUAAAAGAGAUAAAUUUGUAAGAAUUCUGGCUAGCACAGAUUUUUAUCUUCACAUUAGAAACCAAGAGCAUUUGUAAGCAAGAGUAUCAUACACACAAGUUAUGUACCUCAAUUUCAAUUAGGUCUGCUUCAUAAAUGGGGCUUUUCCUAUGCUUGGAUCAUCUUUAAGUAGAAAAACUGUUGCAUAUGAAAUGCUCAAGACUCUGAAAUAGGAGGUACUGAGGGUCAAACAGGUGAGUCAUUCAUGUCAAGAUGUGUUUGGCCAAUGUGCUUUGUGUUUUCCUGUUGCACUGGUCAGAUUUUUUUUACUGGUUCAAUCUGACACCAAGAUUUGAACAUAAUACCAACCCAUAAGUUGGUUCUAUGAGGUCAAGCCUGGAUGAAGUCUCAGACUUGUGUGCUCCGUCCUUCCCUCCCCUACUCACUAACUGGUUACUAACUGGUUUUCAGCAAUCCAUCAUUUGGCAUCAUAUUCAUGCCAGCAUACUGUGGUUUGUACUUGGCCAUCUAAACCUAUCACAGGCCUCCUCUUGGGAUUCAAGAAUCAUAUAAAUAAAUAGAAAUUCCAAGUUAUAAAGCACAAGAGUUAAAAAUCAGUGCUUUAUUCAGUGAGUGACAUUAUCAUGAAGAGUGAUGGUAAAUAUUAAGCCUGACUUCUCCAUAUAGCUUUUCAUAAUGUUAACACUAUAAAAACAAAAAUCCAAAGGUUAUGUGUUACAUCUAUGCCUCUCAUACCUCAAUCUCCUAGGCUGACAGAAACAAAUUGAAUUUAAGGAGCUAAAGGCCAACGAGAAACACACUCCUCAGUAAUCAAAAUGCAGUUUCAAGCUUCCCGAAGGCUACAAUGAAGCUUAAUUGAAGAAUAAUUGCUUUACAGGAGUCCAAAUUUAGGCACUGCACCAUCUUAAUGUUUUUUUUUUGGGGGGGGAUUAGUGUCUUUACAGCAACAUCACAAGAACAGGUAUAAUAAUCUCCAGUUCACAGAUCUCCAACUAAAUGUGACAUUUAGUUAUACAAACAACAGAAGCUUGUAAAGCAAAGUCCAAGGUAAUUUUAAGCAAAUAAGGUUUCCCUGCCAAUGGGCUGUUGCUGUCACAUGGCAACUGUGAGUUGUGCUCUGAGUCUGGAAACAAAAAAAUAUACUAUAUGCUUUAUUCAAAAUGUUUAAAAUCUGCUUUCCCCCAUAAGUCCCAGUGUUAGA
Podarcis raffonei (Aeolian wall lizard) is the source of this 5740-nucleotide messenger RNA. It is a transcript of the gene XK, whose product is annotated as X-linked Kx blood group antigen, Kell and VPS13A binding protein. The record is from RefSeq and is a predicted model, not a curated record. NCBI's taxonomy places the organism in Eukaryota, Metazoa, Chordata, Lepidosauria, Squamata, Lacertidae. Gene Ontology annotation, cellular component: membrane. Bases 147 to 1484 code for a protein of 445 amino acids. The transcript is spliced from 3 exons.